Molecule: messenger RNA, 1283 nt
Organism: Cariama cristata (Red-legged seriema)
Lineage: Eukaryota; Metazoa; Chordata; Aves; Cariamiformes; Cariamidae
Gene: ETS1
Product: v-ets avian erythroblastosis virus E26 oncogene homolog 1
Biological process (GO): regulation of transcription by RNA polymerase II; cell differentiation
Cellular component (GO): nucleus
Molecular function (GO): DNA-binding transcription factor activity, RNA polymerase II-specific; sequence-specific DNA binding
Source: RefSeq, a predicted model, not a curated record
UCCCGUGUCCUUAUGGCCAUUUUUCUCUCCUGCUUCUUUCAGACAUGGAAUGUGCGGAUGUGCCUUUAUUAACUCCCAGCAGCAAAGAAAUGAUGUCUCAGGCACUGAAAGCCACCUUCAGUGGCUUCGCAAAAGAGCAACAGCGGCUGGGAAUCCCCAAAGAUCCCCAGCAGUGGACGGAGACGCACGUGCGGGACUGGGUGAUGUGGGCAGUGAAUGAGUUUAGCCUGAAGGAAGUCGAUUUCCAAAAGUUUUGCAUGAACGGAGCUGCCCUCUGUGCCCUGGGCAAGGAGUGCUUCCUGGAGCUAGCGCCUGACUUUGUGGGAGAGAUCCUUUGGGAACAUCUGGAGAUCUUGCAGAAAGAAGAGGUAAAACCGUACCCAGCAAAUGGAGUGAAUACAACAUAUCCAGAAUCCCGCUAUACUUCAGACUACUUCAUUAGUUAUGGCAUCGAGCACGCACAGUGCGUGCCUCCCUCCGAAUUCUCUGAGCCCAGCUUCAUCACAGAGUCCUACCAGACCCUCCAUCCUAUCAGCUCAGAAGAGCUCCUGUCCCUCAAGUACGAGAGCGACUAUGCCUCGGUCAUCCUCCGUGACCCAGUGCAGACGGACUCCCUGCAGACAGACUACUUCACGAUCAAGCAAGAAGUGGUAACGCCAGAUAACAUGUGCAUGGGACGUACCAGUCGAGGUAAACUGGGUGGCCAGGACUCCUUCGAAAGCAUAGAGAGCUACGACAGCUGCGACCGCCUGACGCAGUCCUGGAGCAGCCAGUCCUCCUUCCAGAGCCUGCAGCGCGUCCCCUCUUACGACAGCUUUGACUCGGAGGACUACCCCGCCGCCCUGCCCAACCACAAACCCAAGGGCACCUUCAAGGACUAUGUUCGAGAUCGGGCCGAUAUGAACAAGGACAAGCCUGUCAUUCAUGCUGCUGCCCUUGCAUUCGGGUUUUGGGGCAGUGGACCCAUCCAACUGUGGCAAUUCCAACUGCUCACUGACAAGUCCUGUCAGUCCUUCAUCAGCUGGACAGGCGAUGGCUGGGAAUUCAAACUUUCCGACCCAGACGAGGUGGCCAGGCGAUGGGGCAAGAGGAAAAACAAACCCAAGAUGAACUACGAGAAGCUGAGCCGCGGCUUGCGCUACUACUACGACAAGAACAUCAUCCACAAGACGGCCGGAAAACGCUACGUCUACCGUUUUGUCUGCGAUCUGCAAAGCCUGCUGGGUUACACGCCCGAGGAGCUCCACGCCAUGCUGGACGUCAAGCCAGAUGCCGACGAGUGA